CAGAGAGGUAGGAACAUGUUACUGUGUUUAGCUUUGAUUUAAGCAUAUAUCAGUGACUUUUGAAAGAACUCCUUUUUCUUCUGCUUGAACUGCAUCCCAUUAUUCAACAUUAAUACUUUUUUGCAAUGGCUUUUAGUGCCUUCAGACAAGCUCACAUAUAUGAAAAACGAGCAGUCUCGAAAGAGGACAAAUCCUGCAUCCAGUGCCUUGAGUGCUAUGACCAAAAUGUUUACAUAGGGACUAAAGAUGCAACAGUCCAACACCUCAUUCUGACAAGCAGCACAAAUGGAGACAAUAGCCCUGGCCUGACCAAAAUCAGAGAAGGUAGGGCAAGAAAACUAGGCUCAAGCAACUCUGUAAAUCAACUGAGGGCAGUUCCACUUUUCAACCAUCUGCUGGUCCUGUGGGACCGGAGCGUUACUGCCCUCAACAUGUUUUCCUUAGAGCCUGUUCCUGCUCUGAAGAAGAUCCAGCAUGUGUCUUUGUUUGAGGUGUGCGACUCAUUGCUCGCAUCGGAGGGGACGUGUGUGCAGAUGGUGACGUCUUCCAGCCGCAGGAAAGUGCUCCGGAUCCAUGUGGUUGGAGUGGACAGGUGGGAGGUUGUAAAGGAGGUCUCUGUGCUCCAAGACCCUGUGGCCUUGGCGGUGGAUGGUGCAACUCUGUGUCUUGCCACCAGUGACAGGUACCUCCUCUGUGAUAUUCAGACUGGGAGCUGUGAGGAGCUCUUUCCUCAUAAUCACAGCAGGCAGCAUGUUAUCGUUACCUCACUGGGAGAAGGAGAAUUCCUCCUGAAUGGGCCCGAAUUUUUGGGCAUGUUUGUGAUGAAGACAGGGAUAUGCCAGCGCCCUCCCCUGCAGUGGCCUCAGGAGGUGCUGGCAGCCGGGGCAUGUUUCCCUUACGUCCUAAGCCUGCAGCCCGAACUGUUGUCUGUUUACAGCAUGUUGGAUCAGCAACGCAAACAGACUGUGAGUCUCACUGGAGCAAGGGGUCUACUUUCCACUUCAGAUGGUGUGUUAGUGUUCACAGAGAGAGACAUUUUCAGCCUGAGCCUGGUGCCAUUCGAAGAGCAGAUCCAGGCACUUGUAAGGCACCAAAGGGUUGAGGAGGCCUUAUUGCUGCUGGAAGGGGCUCAAAGCCGUCAUCCACUUGACUCAUACAAGGAGCUACAGAAGGCCAUCACUUGCCUGGCUGGAUUUGCUCAUUUUUACCAGGAGGGUUUUUCCCAAGCCAAAGAUCUAUUCAUUAAAGGUGAGCUGGACCCGAGAGAAAUCAUUUGCCUGUACCCGGAUAUGUGUCUCAGCGAAGACUUUCAAUCUCAUCUUGAUCAAAUAAACAAGGGCAGAGAUCUCCAGCUGCUCAAGAAGGAGGACAGAAACAAAUUUCAUCAUUACCUGGCCUUCCUGGGAGAUUUUCUCAGAGCAGUAAGGGGGACAGAGAGAGGCCUGAAGUGCAGUAAGGAAGUGGACAGCACCCUCCUGAGGCUGUAUGUAGAAAUGAAUGAUGAUGAAAAACUCCAACAGCUUGUUGCUUUUCCCAGUAAGUGCAGUCUGGACCUCUGUGUCCCUGUUCUGGAGCAACACCACAGAUUUUUUGCUUUAGGUUCCCUCUACGAAAGCCACGGGCUGCACACUGAUGCAGUAAAGACUUGGGUGAAGAUUACAGAUGGCUUGUGUAAAGAUUCUUCCUGCUCAGAUGUAUAUGGACACAUUGUGGCGACUCUCAGUCAGCUCAGAGACAAAGACACCGUGUGGGCAUUUGCAGAUUGGACUUUACAAAGAAACCAAGAGACAGGUGUGCAGAUUUUCAUCAAGCGCCCACCAGAUGGUCAAUUUGAAACACAAGAUGUCCUCACAUUCUUGGAGACGUUUCCACUGGCAUUGAUUUUCUAUCUUGAGUACUUAAUCCAUGAUUUAAGUAGCGAGGAAGAGAGCCAUCACAACCGUCUGGCCCUGGCAUAUGUUACUCAGAUGCUGCAAAAGGAAGAUGAAAGAGUGAGGGUGACCAGAGGGAAGCUGCAGCAGCUGCUAUGGGAGUCCAAAUUCUAUAACAUCUCCACAGUGUAUGACAGAGUAAAGUCAACAACCCUACACCCAGAAAAGGCCAUUCUCCUUGGUAGGUCUGGUGAACACUACCAAGCACUGCAGAUGCUUGUACACGUGGAGAAAGACCUCCAGGCUGCAGAGGCCUACUGCUGCAGGGCAGCCCAGGACCAGGACUCACAAUUCAGGGAGGUCCUCCUGCUCACUCUUCUCCAAAUCUACCUGAGCUCCAAGGAUCUCACAGGCGCAGCUGUGGAUCUUCUUAACAGCCAACCUCACGUUUUUGCACUGGAGAAGGUACUCCAGCUCCUUCCUGAGUCCUGGUCUGUUCAACUGGUCUCUCAGUUUUUAGUCGUAUCCCUCAGGGAAACCUUCCACCAGAGGCAGAUGGUGAGAUUGCAACAGGCUCUUGCCCGGGCGGAGCUCCUGAGGCACAAGGUCACUUGGAUGCAGGCCUCAAAAACAAAGUUCAGAGUGGACAAGCAGCAGAAAUGUAGAGUUUGCCAGGGAGAACUUACAGAACCACACUUUGUCCGUAACCUGCGAGGUGAGGUGGUGCACAUAAGCUGCAUGGGCUACUCUGCAUUAUAACAACGGACUCAGACUUUUUUUCUCACUGGACUUCUAAGAAUCUCAUUCAUUUUUUACAUUUCUGCUUCCAACCUGAUGAUUGAUCUGAUCAUAGAGCCAGACUCUACCAGAAUCAAAGUCAAGGACAACUUUGCUACUAAGAUUUUAAAAAUUCAAACUGGAAAAGAACAAGCAAUGCAGUUUUUGAAGGCAACCAUUUUUAGACAGAUUGUAGACAGCAAGAGCAAUAAAGUCAGUUGGGAAAAACCCUAAGGGGUCUAUAUUCACUGAUCAGACAGUGGUAUUUUACAUGGAAACCACCUGUGGUCACCCUGAUGACCAGAAGGAAUAUGGCCG
Molecule: messenger RNA, 2966 nt
Organism: Neolamprologus brichardi
Lineage: Eukaryota; Metazoa; Chordata; Actinopteri; Cichliformes; Cichlidae
Product: transforming growth factor-beta receptor-associated protein 1
Biological process (GO): endosomal vesicle fusion; autophagy; intracellular protein transport
Cellular component (GO): membrane; cytoplasm
Source: RefSeq, a predicted model, not a curated record